Messenger RNA from Amaranthus tricolor (Joseph's coat), 3798 nucleotides. RefSeq lists its product as uncharacterized. The record is from RefSeq and is a predicted model, not a curated record. Bases 824 to 2932 code for a protein of 702 amino acids. NCBI's taxonomy places the organism in Eukaryota, Viridiplantae, Streptophyta, Magnoliopsida, Caryophyllales, Amaranthaceae. The transcript is spliced from 6 exons.
GGAAAAGAGAGGCGCAUGCUGAAAAUAAGAAGUUGGCGUAGAGGCACACAACCCAUGUGGCAAAGGUGGCCCUCCCUUUCCUUUGUUCAAGCAACGCUAACCAAAAAUAUGCAUAAAUACAUCACUAUUCUUGUUACGCUUUCAUUACCUUGUUUACAUUGGGAGGUAUAAAUCCUGCACCCAUUGAGAGGAGGAUAAUAGGGUUAUUAAUAUAAAUCAAACAACUUGCAUUGAACAGGAAAAUAUUGAUUUUUUCCUGAUUGAAUGAAAACUUAAUUGAUGAUAUUGAAAACCAUAGCAAAAUAUUGAAUUUCUUUUGUGGGUUUUCAUUUUUGUGUCCAAAUUUCUGUUGGGUUUUCCCCUUUUUCCUCUUUUACCAUUCAAUUCUUUGAUCAGUCAAUCUGCUGGACCAGGCACUACUCUGUAGAAUGACUUACUCUUUUGUCACUGCACACUGCGGCAAGGAGGAAAUGCAAAUUGUGAAUUGUUCUAUUAUCUCGAUCUUGAACAAUGAAAUGCGAUCGAUAGAAGAAGGUGCGUUUGGAAUGUUGAUACCUUUGGUUGAUAGAUAACAAGAUGCUGCGAUGGUAGUUUGAUAGUAUUACAGAUGUAUGGAAGUCAAGGAGCAACGAACAUUAGUGCUCUACUCUUGUGUUUAGUUAAUUUGACAAGAGAGUGAUUUUAGUUAGUUUGGAAAAGGGUGCCAUUUUCAAAGUCAAGCAAGAAAGAUAGAACACAUUUAGGUUAGAGUCAAAAAGUAGAUUACAUUAGAGUAAGGCCCAUCCUUGUAUUUGUCGAGUACCGUAGUCUGCUAAUUUUCGGGAUGGGCUUGCCUCAAGUGACAACUAGUAUUAUUUCUGAGGAAGUUGCAGCAUCGCUCAGCACAUGGGUACAGCCUUCCCAUAGGCUGUCCGGUCUUAACACUUUUGAUGAUAUGAAUGGAGUACAUGGUAUGUAUAUGAGCAACUCCAUACCGGGAAGUUUUCCGUGUGCUUCUUUUGGAGAUUUUCAGGAGAGCCCGAUUGUGGAUUUUCCAAAAGAAGCAGACUACACUACUGUGCAUAGAGGUUCUACAUCUGAUAUGUUUCGUUUGAAGAUUGGCCACACAGAUCAGAAUAGCUGUUUUAACAAUAAAAACGAACGAACUAUCCACAGCCCUCUUAAGAGGGUUGUUGGUUUUGAAUCGAAGGUAUUAGACACUUCUCAGAGUGUAAUUGAGUGUAGUCAGACUGAUAGUGUCCCACCUAUGACUGUUGCGAGGAAUAAUAUUAAUGCAGUUGCUGGAAAGGGAACUUCUGCGAGAAAGAGGUUACUGUCUCCAUUAAAUUCUAUGUUAUGCUCGGACAAAUUCAAUGGGGAUUCAUUGUGCAUUGAUGAUAAUGCUUGUCAAAGAAAUUCACAAGAUGGUGGUGGGAAUUCCGGUAUAUUAUUGACACACGAGCAUAAGAAAGCUCAUAUAGUUAGCUCGAGAAGUAUAGAUACUUCGUUUUGGUGUCCAUCGCUGUUGGUAGGAAGUACUUCACCUAAUGAUAGUUUUGGGGACAAGCAGCAGGGACGUCAUAACUCUUAUUUACCUUUGAAAGUACCAGUUUCAGCUUCUACACCGACAGUGGUGUCAUCUCCAUUAUCGUUGUCCCCACUGGGUCCAAAAUUUCAUGAGACAAGGCUAACCACACCUGAUACCAAGAAAGAUUCCAUUGUUGAAUACAUAAGCUUGAAGGAUGUUGAGAACUCACUUGGUGGGUUUGCCCCUCACAUUUUCUCCUCCAAAAAUGAAGGUAUGACCAUGGAAGGGGAUAAUUCAUUAAAUGAUGGGGAUUAUCAGUUUACUCCUAAAAAGUCUGCUGCUAUUAUCCAGUCCUGGAGUCAUGAUUCAACUCCUGGUUCUCCAAAUGCAAAAAGGACUUUGACUGGCUUGCCCGUCAGAAGGUCGUUGGUUGGCUCCUUUGAGGAAUCCCUCUUGUCUGGUCGAUUGGCUUCAACGUAUGCUAGUAAGAGAAUUGAUGGCUUCCUUGCCGUACUCAGCAUAAGUGGAGGAAGUUUUUCACCAAAGGCAAAAAAGCUUCCUUUUGCGGUUACUAGUGUGGAUGGAGGGAAUUACUUGCUUUAUUAUUCUUCAAUAGACCUUGCUGGGCAUCUGCCAUCUGGAAAGCUCGGGAAAUCGGAAAUAAAAAGAAGUCUUAGUCUAAACGAUUCACCAUCUGAACAUAGUCGAUUCCGUAUACCUAUGAAGGGGCGAAUUCAACUGGUUCUUAGCAACCCAGAAAAAACACCUGUUCAUACCUUUCUUUGCAAUUAUGAUUUAAGCGAUAUGCCACCCGGUACAAAGACAUUUCUCCGCCAAAAGACAGCUCUCGCCUCAUUUCAGGCUUCUCCCAGAAAGAGAGGAUGUCAUAGGGUGGUAGAUGACGCUAAACCUUCAAUGGUGCAAAACCAUUCAAACGAAAUGACAAUCGUAAACUUUUCAAACCAGAGAAUGAAAAUGUUGGAUACUGAAGGUCUUUGUCACGAUGGUUAUCCUUCUGUCGAAUCCGAUCAUAUUCUGGAAUCCUGUUUGUCCGAAUUCAACACUUCCGGUGCUCAAGGAAGUGAUGAGGUAUCGGAUACUGGUCACAUGACCGGAAAAAUGUCACUCGGUCCUUUAAAGGUUAAUGAAAGUUCGAAUGGCAAUGGUGUUUUGCGCUAUGCUCUUCAUAUGCGAUUCGUGUGUCCUCAUCCUAAAAGAAUGUCAAGGUCUGUCCAAAGGUGCAAAUCCGAUCCUUCAUCUGCCCCUGAAGUUAAAAACGCAAAAACAGAAGCAGAACGAAGAUUUUAUUUGUAUAAUGACUUAAAGGUGGUGUUUCCUCAACGCCAUUCAGAUUCGGAUGAAGGCAAGUUGAAUGUUGAAUACCAUUUCCCAUCAGAUCCAAAAUACUUCGACAUCAGCAAGUAACAACCUCGAAAAACGUCAUUGUCUUGUACAUAAACUCACUUUGUACAUUCCUACUCCUUACAUUCUAAUUUCUACAGCAGAUCGAUGUAUUUUGCUACAUCUGUACAGAUCUUUCAUUUUCAAUAUUCGUUUAUUUGUGCAGUUAGUUCUUCGGUUUUUAUACCCAUUCCCCCCCUCCGAUUGAAAAAGUGCGAUGUUCGAUCUAUGGACGUCUUGAGCAAUAGAUGAUUCGGCUUCUAUGUCCACAUUUUGCUGGUCUAACAAUAUAUCAACCUUGAAAAGUUGUCUGAUCUUCAAGUUUAUGGAUGACCUGUUGUUUAUAACAAGAAAUUACAUGUAUUUUACUAUUGUGUUCACAUUUUCAGUCUGUAGGACUGUUCUGUGACUUGUGUUAGAAAAAAUUAAGUUGGGAUAAAGGUCAAUAAGUUUGGAUAAUCAAAAUAAAAAUUUGUCGAAAAUAAUCUAACUUUCACUCAUUUGCUGCGAAUAAUCUCACUUUUCAAUUUUCUAAUGAUUCAACUGUUGCUAUGCUUUUCCUCCUAAUAUACCCAAUGACCUAAACCACUAUAAUCUCGCCUCCUGAACCACCACAAUCUCACCUCUCUCCUAGCGCACAGGGUAUACUAAGAAUAAAUACAUAUUAAAGAUGAGAUUAUUAGAAAAUAAUCAAUAGGUGAGAAUAUUCACAAUGGAUGAGUAAAAAAUUGAAUUAUUUUCGACAAUUUUUUCUAAACAAAAAAUAAGGUCUUUUGAAGUCAAAAGUGAAUUUGUAUACAUAAUCAACACAUUAACGAUACUCUCGAUUUUUGGUUCGACGUGAGUUGAUGAUCCGAAGAAUUUACAUCAAAUAUGUACCCUAAAAAUAG